This is a messenger RNA of Aspergillus thermomutatus, 1857 nucleotides long. Its product is annotated as GMC family oxidoreductase. Bases 1 to 1857 code for a protein of 618 amino acids. Gene Ontology annotation, molecular function: flavin adenine dinucleotide binding; oxidoreductase activity, acting on CH-OH group of donors. The record is from RefSeq and is a predicted model, not a curated record. The transcript has 5 exons. Gene Ontology annotation, biological process: secondary metabolite biosynthetic process. NCBI's taxonomy places the organism in Eukaryota, Fungi, Ascomycota, Eurotiomycetes, Eurotiales, Aspergillaceae.
AUGGCUUUGGCGCUCCAGGCAAUUGGCCUCGGGGCUGUAAAUACCCUACACACUACAAAUUAUCUACAGCAACACCAAACAACAUCGCCAACGAGCCCUCGGGGUCUGUUCAGCGGAGAUAAGGAGUUCGAUUAUGUGGUGGUCGGAGGUGGUACGGGUGGCAGCGUCGUGGCCACCCGGUUGGCGCAGCAGUCUUUCAAGGUCGCUCUGGUCGAGGCGGGCGGAACAUAUGAGCUGGAAUCACUUGCUGCGACUCCUGCAGCAGAUGUUCUGCCAGUCGGGUCCGAUCCCGAUACGUCCUCCGCGGUCGAUUGGGGCUUUGUUGCAGAAAAUCAAGCCGGGGCCAAUGGACGGUCGAUUCAUUAUGCCAGGGGGAAAUGUCUUGGAGGCUCGUCGGCGUUGAAUUUUAUGAUCUAUCAACGGCCAACGCGAGAGUCCAUGGAACAAUGGGCAACUGCAGUCAAUGAUAGCAGCUACGCAUUCGAAGAAGUACUUCCGUACUACAAACAAAGUGUCCGAUUCACACCUCCCAAUACCGAACUACGAGCCGCCAAUGCAUCAGCCGCCUACGAUGCUGCUGCGUACGACUCAGCAGGCGGGCCACUGCAGGUAUCCUACGCCAACUUUGCCAUGCCGUUUUCCUCGUGGAUGAAGCGCGGAAUGGAAGCAAUAGGAAUCAACGAGACCACGGAAUUCAAUCUUGGGUCGCUAAUGGGAGCGCAAUACUGCGCAUCCACCAUCAACCCCAAGAAUGAACUGCGGAGCAGCUCCCAGGCGUCAUUCCUAGCCACCAAUCCUUCCACAUUGACGACCUACACCAAUACGUUAGCGAAGAAGAUUAUCUUCAGCGGCGGAAAGAAGGCCACCGGCGUCCAAGUACGAGGAGCACUCGGCAAUACCUUUACGCUCUCUGUAAAGAAGGAAGUGAUCAUCUCAGCAGGCGCAUUCCAAUCACCCCAGCUCCUGAUGGUAUCUGGCGUCGGACCCUCCGAUAUCCUCGAGGAGCAUGGAAUUACCGUGCUGGCGGAUCGUCCUGGCGUCGGUCAGAACAUGUGGGACCACCCGUUCAUCGCACCCUCGUACCGGGUCCAAGUAGAUACCUUCACCAAGUUCGCGACUAACCUCCUGUACGCUGCCGGGCAAGUUCUGAACGGCCUACUCGUCAAGAACGGCCCGUUGACAAACCCCGUUGCCGAUUUCCUAGCGUGGGAGAAGAUUCCCCAGAGCUUGCGGUCUGGCUUCUCUCAGCAAACGCAGACUGCCCUGGCUGGUUUCCCUGAUGAUUGGCCAGAGGCCGAGUAUAUCUCCGGCGCAGGAUACAUGGGCAACGUCUCCAACCUUCUCACCACGCAGCCAAAAGACGGAUACCAGUACGCCUCCAUGCUGGGCGUGCUGAUCACUCCGUUGUCCCGCGGAAACAUCACCCUCAAGUCAGCGGAUACCUCCGACCUUCCCGUGAUCAACCCCAACUGGCUCGCAGAGGAAGCCGAUCAGCAGGUGGCCAUUGCCAUGGUCAAGCGCAUGCGAGAAGCCUUCCAGAGCGAAGGCAUGGCGCCGGUCAUAAUCGGGGAGGAGUACUAUCCUGGUGUCGAGGUCCAGACCGACGAGGAGAUUCUGGAGUUCAUCCGGGAUAACGUUAUGACUUUGUGGCAUGCCGCUUGCACGUGUAAGAUGGGCACUGCGGAGGAUGAGAUGGCUGUUGUCGAUUCGCAGGCGCGGGUGUAUGGAGUUUCUGGACUACGUGUGGUGGAUGCCAGUGCGUUUCCGUUUCUGCCGCCUGGCCAUCCGCAGUCUACAGUGUAUAUGCUUGCGGAAAAGAUCGCGGAUGCGAUCAUCAAGGGUUCAGAGUCUUUGUAA